Gadus chalcogrammus (walleye pollock) is the source of this 2372-nucleotide messenger RNA. It is a transcript of the gene dpp7, whose product is annotated as dipeptidyl-peptidase 7. Lineage: Eukaryota; Metazoa; Chordata; Actinopteri; Gadiformes; Gadidae. Gene Ontology annotation, molecular function: serine-type exopeptidase activity; dipeptidyl-peptidase activity. Gene Ontology annotation, cellular component: vesicle. The record is from RefSeq and is a predicted model, not a curated record. Gene Ontology annotation, biological process: proteolysis. The transcript is spliced from 13 exons. Bases 102 to 1580 code for a protein of 492 amino acids.
UACUUGAACGCAUCAUUCAGCAUGUGAUCCAUUCGUUACAACUACCACAACAAGCUCUGAGCACUGAACUGAUUGAAUGGGAAAUCAAACACUCCUUGAAAAUGAAUUUUGUUGCAAUCAUUCUAACCCUCCUGGGUGUUAUGGCAGGGGUGCAAGAGAGUCUGCCGAGCCGUUAUUUUAAGUCUAAAGGACACCAUGGACGUAAAGCAGAAAAUGAACCUCCUUUUACAGAGAAAUAUUUCUCUCAGAUUGUGGACCACUUUAACUUCAACAGUAUGGGCAACGGGACGUUUAACCAGCGUUACCUCAUAACAGAGAAGUACUGGGAUAGGAAAAAUGGCCCUAUAUUCUUCUACACGGGCAACGAGGGAGACAUCUGGGACUUCGCUCUGAAUUCAGGAUUCAUCACUGAGUUGGCCGAACAGCAGAGAGCCCUGGUCAUAUUUGCUGAACAUAGGUACUACGGCAAGUCCCUACCGUUCGGCCAGGAGUCGUUCAACAUCCCCCAGGUGGGGCUGCUGACAGUGGAGCAAGCACUGGCUGACUUCGCCCUCUUGAUCUCCCAGUUGAAACAGGAGCUGGGGGCCUCAAACUGCCCGGUCAUUGUGUUUGGUGGCAGCUACGGAGGCAUGCUGUCGGCCUACAUGAGGCAGCGGUACCCCAACCUGGUGGCCGGGGCCCUGGCGGCCAGCGCCCCGGUCCUGUCCACAGCCGGGAUGGGAGACCCCCGGCAGUUCUUCAGAGACGUCACAUCCGACUUUGAGGGCUAUGCCCCAGAAUGCAGUGCGGCAGUGAGGGGAGCAUUUCAGCGUGUGCAGGACCUGGCAGAGCACCAGGCCUACGAUCGCCUGCAGUCUGCCUUCGCCCUGUGCAAGAAGCCAUCGUCACCAGGAGACGUCAGGCAACUGAAAGGCUUCCUGAGGAACGCCUUCACCCUUCUAGCCAUGCUGGACUACCCCUACAGCACCCACUUCUGGGGGGACAUGCCCGCCCACCCUGUUAAGGUGGCGUGCGAGGCGAUGCUCAGUGGACCCGACCUGCUGGCUAACCUCAGGAACACCUCAGGCAUCGUAUACAACUCUACGGGGGAGCAGACCUGCUUUGACCUGUACAGUCUGUAUGUGGAGUGUGCUGACCCCACCGGCUGUGGCCUGGGGUCAAACAGCCUGGCCUGGGACUACCAGGCGUGCACAGAGAUCGAGCUGUGCUACGAGAGCAACAACGUGACCGACAUGUUCCCGGCCAUGACGUUCACCCCAGCGGAGCGGCUGGCCUACUGCUCCAGGCGUUGGGGCGUCACCCCGCGACCGGGCUGGCUCCGGACCCAGUACUGGGGAGACGCCCUGUCUACAGCCAGCAACAUAAUCUACUCCAACGGAGAUCUGGACCCUUGGGCCAAUGGAGGGGUGCGGACGUCUCUUGGCCCCUCAGUGGUGGCCAUCAACAUAACAGACGGAGCUCACCACUUGGAUCUGAGAGGAUCAAACGACGCUGAUCCAGCGUCCGUUAUCAGCGCCAGGAAGACUGAAGCUAACCUCAUCGCUCAGUGGGUGGCAAUGGAAAGGUUGAGGUUGAAAUGAAAUGUAAUGAAAUAUCCAAAGUGUGCAAUAAAAUCUUUUUUUAAUCUCAUUUCUCUUAAUCAAAGCAGAUAAACCGGUCUGUAAACAAGGUGACAAUUAAACAUUGUUGUGUUCAUGGCAGUCGAUGUUCAAGUGAACCAACACAAAAUGGAGAUCUCCGUGAAAGCACAGCCCUUGAGAUUGGAAUAAAGAUGAACUACACACUCAACAUUGAGUUGGCUACCAUCUGGAGAGGUUAACAAAACAGCUAGUCAGAUUUAGUGCUCUUUGAAUGUAAACAUCAAAAUACUCUCAAAACAAAAUUCCAAUAUUAGGAUUCACUCAAAUUUGACAUUGCAACAACAUUUGUUUUUUUAAUUUAUAAAAGAUUAUGCAUAUAAACAAUUAUUAAACGCAAAGAGAAAACCCAAACUACUUCCGAUUGACCUUUGGUAGAGCAGUAGUAGCACCAAAUUAAGUUUUUGGUAACUAGGUUGUGAAAUUUUUUGACCUGUAGAUGGUAGCAAACUCUAAAAGAUGUGGUCUCAUGUAGUUGAGCUUUAAACCUAUUUUUGGAACAGACCAAGCUACGAUUUCUGGACCCGAAGUGAAUUCAAGGUAAUAAAGAUACACAGGAGUUGUUAAAGCACAUUUGGAGCCACUUUUUGGCAUGUAGUUCGAGCAACACAAUCAACAAAACCUUUAAAAUAUGCCUUCCAUUAGGCAGUUUGUACAUGUCAUGACUACUUUACCUGUACUCAUUUCAUAGUGAUUUCAAAAGGCUUUCAUAAUAAAUACCUGAACAUUGUUCAU